UCUUAACUCUGCACACAUUGAUUGUAUGGUCUGAAAGAAACCAAUGGCUACUGCGAAGAUAGGACUCGGAGUCCCGACUCACCGAGUCACCUCCGCGGCAGCUCUUUCCUCCGCUGCGUUUACUCCGCCACCGCCCAAUCAGCACCGCCUCAUCUUCAUCAACGCCCGCCGCACUCUCCGUACUCGCACUUCCUCGCUCACACUCCGAGCCUCCGCUUCCCCCUCCUCCUCCUCCGUGGCCUCACAAGCAAAAGGAGUUGAGAAUGUGGUAAUUAUAGGAUCAGGCCCUGCAGGAUACACAGCAGCAAUAUAUGCAGCCCGUGCCAAUUUGAAACCUGUAGUAUUUGAGGGGUACCAAGUGGGUGGUGUUCCCGGGGGACAGUUGAUGACUACAACUGAAGUGGAGAACUUUCCAGGAUUUCCUGAUGGGAUAAGCGGGCCUGAUUUGAUGGACAGGAUGCGACGGCAAGCUGAACGUUGGGGAGCAGAAUUGUAUCAAGAAGAUGUUGAAGCUAUUGAUGUGAAAAAUAGCCCUUUUACUGUCCAAAGUAGUGAACGUAAGGUUAAGUGCCAUGCUGUCAUCUAUGCUACUGGGGCCACUGCAAAACGACUUAGGCUACCCCGAGAAGAUGAAUUUUGGAGCCGAGGAAUUAGUGCUUGUGCAAUUUGUGAUGGUGCAUCACCUCUCUUUAAGGGUCAAGUUCUUGGUGUCGUAGGUGGGGGGGAUACAGCUACGGAGGAAGCAUUAUACUUGACAAAAUAUGCUCGUCAUGUUCACCUACUUGUACGGCGAGACCAGCUAAGGGCUUCCAGAGCCAUGCAAGACAGAGUGUUUGACAAUCCCAAUGUCACCGUGCACUUCAAUACAGAGACUGUGGACAUUGUGAGCAAUACUAAAGGACAGAUGUCUGGCAUUUUAAUUCGAAAGAUUGAUACUGGGGAGGAAUCUGUGUUGGAGGCUAAAGGGCUAUUUUAUGGCAUAGGCCAUUCACCAAAUAGUGAACUGUUGAAAGGUCAAGUAAAACUUGACCAGUCUGGCUACAUACUUGUUGAGGAGGGUACUGCAAAAACUUCAGUUGAAGGUGUAUUUGCUGCUGGAGAUGUGCAGGACCAUGAGUGGAGGCAAGCCGUAACUGCUGCUGGAUCUGGAUGCAUUGCUGCUUUAUCAGUUGAGAGAUAUCUUGUUAGCAAUAAUCUUCUUAUAGAGUUCCAUCAGCCUAAAACUGAUGAGGUUAAGAAGGAACUAACAGACAGGGAUGUUCACGAGGGCUUUGACAUUUCACUUACAAAGCAUAAGGGACAGUAUGCUCUACGAAAAUUGUACCAUGAAAGUCCCAGGCUUAUAUGUGUAUUAUAUACGUCACCCACAUGUGGACCGUGUAGAACACUGAAGCCAAUUCUUAGUAAGGUGAUUGAUGAAUUUGAUCAGAAUGUACAUUUUGUCGAAAUUGAUAUAGAGGAAGAUCAAGAAGUAGCGGCAGCAGCUGGAAUCAUGGGCACUCCAUGUGUGCAGUUUUUUAAAAACAAGGAGAUGCUUAAGACUGUUUCAGGAGUCAAAAUGAAGAGAGAAUACAGAGAAUUCAUUGAAUCGAAUAAAUAAAAAAGUACAUAAAAACAUUGGAGGGUGAAACCCCAAUUCUGUGAUUCAAUUUUGUUUUCUUAUUGGCCAGCUGAAUAGCGCUGUCAAUUUUGACAACUAUUCUUUUAACUGAUUGCAACUUCAUAGAUUGUACAUGUAGAGAUACCAAUCACUGCUAUAAUUUUGAUUGUUCUACAUUAUAUUUUUCCUAUUUAAAUUACAGAAUCCCAACUAAGAACAUCUCAUUUACGA
Lotus japonicus is the source of this 1831-nucleotide messenger RNA. RefSeq names its product NADPH-dependent thioredoxin reductase 3. Gene Ontology annotation, cellular component: cytoplasm. Gene Ontology annotation, molecular function: thioredoxin-disulfide reductase (NADPH) activity. NCBI's taxonomy places the organism in Eukaryota, Viridiplantae, Streptophyta, Magnoliopsida, Fabales, Fabaceae. The transcript has 10 exons. Gene Ontology annotation, biological process: removal of superoxide radicals. Bases 44 to 1600 code for a protein of 518 amino acids. The record is from RefSeq and is a predicted model, not a curated record.